Molecule: messenger RNA, 787 nt
Organism: Asterias rubens (European starfish)
Lineage: Eukaryota; Metazoa; Echinodermata; Asteroidea; Forcipulatida; Asteriidae
Exons: 4
Coding region: 63-413 (116 amino acids)
Source: RefSeq, a predicted model, not a curated record
CUGGCGUCACAUCACUGCAGGUCGUCAAAGGUUUUAUAUAGCGCCACCUACUGACAAUUAUAAUGAAGGGUUUCAUCGCUGCCGUGGUCGUCCUUGGCGUUUUUUGCAUAUUGGAAGUGUCUGCAAACAAGAUGUGCUACUUUUGCGUAGAUUGUGCCGAAAUGAGCAAUGAAACAUCAACCUGCAACACCACUGGAUAUUGUUCGAAAGUUACCGUUACGCUCGGUGGUAACACAACCGUCGCCAGAGGAUGCGCCAGCAGCACUUGCACCAAGACGGAAUGCUCGACGACUGAUGAUUCUGAACUAUGCUGCUGUGACACCGAUAAAUGCAACGGCGCAGGCGCGUUGACCUCUGCCUUGGUCACUGUGAUGGCACCCCUUCUUGCAAGCGUCUAUUUCACACAGUCUUAACAAGACACCCUAAAUACUGUGUUUAGAGUUUUAAUACAGUAAUGUUAUAUCCAUUUUUAAACUCGUUUAAAUUGAUAAAACACUUGUUUUACACCCGUUCACAAGGGAUGAAGCGUUCAAACACACACAAGAAGGUAGACAUGUUUGAGGUUCAAUGCACGUGAAAAAAAAGUAGAAAAAAAAAUUAAACCUAGAAAAAUGUUGGAAAUCUAAACACUUUUUUUCUCGAAAGUAUGGCUACAAUUGCAUCAGUGGUUUUGAUAAUUAAGCUUGAUGCGUUUCCGUGUAUGCCUACUUCGGGUAAGCAGCGCUAUGACAUGAAAACUUGUAAUGUCAAGCAAGCAAAAAAAAAAAAUAAAAUAAAAAAAUAGGCC